Molecule: messenger RNA, 2010 nt
Organism: Colletotrichum destructivum
Lineage: Eukaryota; Fungi; Ascomycota; Sordariomycetes; Glomerellales; Glomerellaceae
Exons: 2
Coding region: 564-2009 (481 amino acids)
Source: RefSeq, a predicted model, not a curated record
AAAACACAAACCCUCUCUAUUCACUCUGCCUUUCACGUUAUCAAUGAAGGUGCCUGGAGGGGAAAUGGGAGGUAAGACUAACGCACUUAUUCGCUCACUUACCCUCUGACCCGUGGCAGCUUCGGCUGUAUUGGUGAUCAGAGAAAUUUUAUGCGGCGAUACAUACUCUGCAGCCAAAUUCGGCUUGGCUGAUGCUUUUGACUUUCGGGAGAAGGCUAUACAUGGCAACUAAACUUGUGACACUGGCUUGCUCUCACUACCCUGGCGUUAUGGUGAAGCGAGUCGAAUGUCUUCAUGGGUGAGACCAAGAUACCUUGAGUACUCGUCUUGCACUUCCAGAACGCAUUGUAAGCAUUCUGCUCGGACAGUGCCGCAUCAUCAUGCACAGUAAACAACGCACAGUGCGCGUCGGGCUUUUGCAGAACCCGACCCUUGGUCUAUCCACUGCCGUCUCACCCGUGACCGUGAGACUACCGACUUCUCAUGAAUGAUGAAGUGUGUAUGUCAGAAGUCUUCAAAAGACUCUGUCCUUCAGUUUUACUCAUCCGUACAAAGCCUCUGCUAUGUUUGACGCAUCGGGUCAAGUCUUCAAAGAGGUCGUUGCGCCGCGUCCUCCGGAUGCUUACCAAAACGGCCGGGACUGGUCGCGGCGGACCGGCCGGCUACCCCGUAGAGGCCGCGGCGGGCAAGGGAGGAAGGGGCCGAGAUCGUUAGCCGACAUGGCGAUGCACACGGUGGCGGAAAAUAUUGGCGACGUGACAGAACAGCACCUGGCCCGCGAGGACCUGCCCAAGCGGUACCUGUGGAGAAUAUGGCGCCUGCUGGAGAACCGAGGCGUAUGUUUUCAGGCGUGGAAGGUUCUGUCCAAAUUUUUGCUCGCCGAGGACGACGAGAAGACGCUGGGUCUCUACCGCUACCGCCAACAUAUUUGUCUGCCAAGCGAGGACCUCCGGCACUACCUCAAACCGCUCGAGUCUCCCGCCGUCGAUUUCGUGACGCAUCUUAACAUCACGGGAGCAUGCUCUUUCGCCGAGAACGAGCUGCUGGCCCUCGCGCGUCUGAGAAACCUUGCCGUCCUCGAGAUCAUCCAGCCGGCGGACGAGCUGAGCCUCGCCUUCCCCAAGGUCGACGAUCGCCUCGUCAGGGGCUGGUCGGAAAUGGACGACCCCUUCCCCUUGCUGCGGAUCCUUAGGCUCUGGGGCGACGAGUCCGUCAGCAGACACUCCCUCAGACAUGUGUCAAAGUUCCCAUCCCUCGCUCUGUACGACGUCAACGCGUCGCGAAGCGAUUGGAGGGGGGCCGUGGACAUGGCACUGGGUGAGGGCUGGGAGAUGGAGGAACCUUUGCACGGUCCCCAGGACUCCCUGCUGUGGUACCUGAUGCUCUUCGACUCCGUCGAGGAGAGCAAACCGAGACAGCUGCAGGGCCUGGCCCGGAACAUCGACGACGGGCUGAUGAAUUUCUGCCAGAGCAGCGACCAGCCCAUCCAGUUUGUUCCCAGCCGGGACACGCCGCCGUUUCUCGACCACCUCGGCGACGCGGCCAAGAGAAACCUCUCCAUGUACGUCGACGUGCCGGGCUACGAGGCCCAGACGUGCAAGGGUUUUCCCUUCGAGACCUGGGCCUUCUGGCUGUACUCCUUCAUUGGACAGUUCACAAAGGACGAAGAUCUGAAGAGGGCCGGCCUAGAGGUGGGGCAAAAGACCGUGUCCGAGCAGCUGGUGCUCCCGUCCAAGCCGCUCGCCUGUCUUCAAUUGGGUCAUUGCGGUUCCGCAAGGCCGACAGGUAUUGCACCCGCCGUGUCUUAUGUUCGCCGGGGGCUGUUUGCGACGUCGAGAUAUACCUUCUUCAGGACUUCAUCGUCGAGUACCAGACAGGCGUCUGCGAGGAAGACGGCAGAGCUGAUGAAGCCUACCGUCCAGCUUGGGAAUGUGGAGACAGGCCUGAAUCCGAAUCGGAAGAAGCGGCGGCGACUUGAUGAUAUUUUGCAAUCCUUUAUGGGCUCAUGAU